GAUUCCGUGACCAGAUCCUGCACGCUUCCUUCCUCCGGUAUUUGUCCACCUGCAGGCGGCUCGUCCUCCGCAGCUGCCGUGUCUCCCGGUCUGUCUCUCGGUCUGUCUGUCUGUCGGUAUUUAACGUCGCCGCCGCUCCUGCUCGCUCGCGGUGUGUUUAUAGACUUCUUUUCACCUUUACCGGAUGGGAGGCUGAUCUGCGGACCUCGGUGAGGACCUCUGAGAGCUGCAGCUGGAGGAACAAGUCGACGUUCACGACGUGACCGGACCUGAGAGGUUCGGCAGUCCCGACGGUCUGAGGAGCAGCUCUGCAGGGGGUGAUGUCAUCAUGAUGCUGCCCGUCUCAAGGUUUAAAGGUCAGCCAGUUGGCAUGGUAACCACCACCACACCCUGGCUGUCCGUCAACAGUGACCCUGUCCCCCACUGGCUGUGGUUGGCCAGCUGGUCAGCGGCAGCGUACCAGGCCAUGCCCCCUCUGGUCUUCUACCCCCCAGCUGUGUGGAUACCUGAACACACUCACCUGAUACAGUGGGAACGUCCAGCUGUUGAAGUCCUUCCUCUCCUCCCUCCAUUCUAUCGCUCUUCACCUAUUCGUCCUCCUCAUCCUCUCCCCAAGCUACCUGAAGGCUGGAUCUCACCAGAGAAAAUGGGCGUGUUCCGGAAGAGGGAUAAACGCCUCCUCCUGACGAACCAAAUCAUCCGGAGGCCGAGAGGACACGCCCCCAGGACACACCUGCUGCUGUCUCACUCUGGAGUCUCAGGUCGUGUUAGAAGAGACGCAACAAAGACCAGAAACACCGAACCAGAAGACUCCUCCCCCUCCUCCUCCUCCCCCCCGCUGCACCUCCUCUAUGUGUCUCCUCUCCACCUGCCUCUCCUGGCUGCUCCUCCUCCAACAGUCCAUCAGUCAGAUCCAGCAGGACCACGUCUGGUCUGAGUCUCUGAUGUGGUCUGGGGACCUUCAGCUUCCUCCCUACGUUGCCAAAGAAGCUGGAGAUGAAGAUACUACGUUCAGGAGGCCUUACAGACUUCCAAAAAGGAGCAAUCCAGACAACAGUCUUGUCAGGCCAGGGGAAAUUUCCUGA
Molecule: messenger RNA, 1085 nt
Organism: Micropterus salmoides (largemouth bass)
Lineage: Eukaryota; Metazoa; Chordata; Actinopteri; Centrarchiformes; Centrarchidae
Exons: 6
Coding region: 329-937 (202 amino acids)
Source: RefSeq, a predicted model, not a curated record